Lachnellula hyalina is the source of this 1683-nucleotide messenger RNA. It is a transcript of the gene SLD, whose product is annotated as Delta 8-(E)-sphingolipid desaturase. The coding region runs from base 1 to 1683 and encodes 560 amino acids. Gene Ontology annotation, cellular component: membrane. Gene Ontology annotation, biological process: lipid metabolic process. Gene Ontology annotation, molecular function: oxidoreductase activity, acting on paired donors, with oxidation of a pair of donors resulting in the reduction of molecular oxygen to two molecules of water. NCBI's taxonomy places the organism in Eukaryota, Fungi, Ascomycota, Leotiomycetes, Helotiales, Lachnaceae. The transcript has 2 exons. The record is from RefSeq and is a predicted model, not a curated record.
AUGGCAUCCGCGACCACGAAACCCGGGGGCCGGGCAGCUAUAUUAUCUCGAAGAGAGGUCGAGGGGCUGAUUGCCAACGGAAGACACAUAAUUAUUGUCGACCAGCAGGUGUUGAAGGUAGACGCAUGGCUGCAAUACCAUCCUGGAGGAGACAAAUCUAUUUUGCACAUGGUUGGCAGAGAUGCUACAGACGAAGUGCAUGGCUAUCACUCGGCGGAAACUUUAAAGCUGAUGAUGAAAUACCGCAUUGGUACUAUCGACGGACGAUGGAUCAACUUUAUACCACCAAUACAAGGUGGUAAGUUUCGACCUUACGUGGAAGGAGUGGCAGACGCCGAGGAGGGCCAGGACGAAGACAAUGAUCUAUGCUCGGAUGCCUCACGGGCGCCCUCGCCAGUUUUUGAUACGGAAAUAUUGAGUGCUCGCCAUCGAGGCACCUCCAAGAAUGACCGUCUUGUAUCUUCAGCGUCGUCAGCAUCAUCUGUUUCAGAGCCGGAUGAUGGCAUGACUUGGCUAGACACCCUUACGCGGGAGCGAAUUGAUUUGGAUAUCGCCAAGUACCCGUCCUUAGAUCUAGCCACCCAAGAUGAAGUGGUUCGCAAAUAUCGCCUGCUGGAUGAACGAAUACGAGCUGAAAGAUUAUACGAUUGCAAUUACUCUGCGUAUGCAAUCGAAACUUGCCGCUACACCUUCUUCUUCUCCAUGUUCCUCCUUUUCCUUCACUGGGGAUGGUACAUACCGAGUGCAGCUUUCUUAGGAUGCCUGUGGCAUCAGCUCACUUUUACCGUACAUGAUGCAGGCCACAUGGGUAUUACGCAUAACUUCCACACAGAUUCACUCAUUGGCAUCUUCAUUGCAAAUUAUAUCGGAGGUUUGUCGAUUGGCUGGUGGAAACGAAAUCACAAUGUUCAUCAUAUCGUUACGAAUUCUCCUGAGCAUGAUCCUGACAUCGAGUAUAUACCUUUCUUCGCCGUCUCCCACCGAUUUUUAGAGUCUUUGACUUCCACUUUUUACGAGAAGCUUAUGCCCUUUGAUGCUGUUGCUGAAUUUCUCCUGCCCUAUCAGGCUUAUCUAUACUACCCAAUUCUCACUUUUGGAAGGUUCAAUCUAUACGUUUUAAGCUGGGGAUACCUUCUUCGAGGACUCGGACCGAGAAAAGGGCCUGCUUGGUGGCAUCGAUGGGUCGAGCUUGUUGGUCAAGUUUUCUUCUGGUAUUGGUAUGGGUACGUGGUUUUGUACAAGAGUAUCCCUACCAACUCCGAUCGGUUCGCUUUCCUCAUGAUCAGCCACAUGAUAACAAUGCCAUUGCAUGCACAAAUCACGUUGUCUCACUUCUCCAUGAGCACAGCCGAGCUUGGACCGCAUGAGUCUUUUCCACAGAAGAUGCUCAGAACCACCAUGGACAUCGAUUGUCCACAGUGGCUUGAUUUCUUCCACGGAGGUCUACAAUUCCAGGCUGUUCACCACCUCUUUCCAAGGAUGCCACGGCACAACCUUCGCAGAACCCAGACACUAGUCCAGGAAUUCUGUACCGAUGUGGGAAUUCCAUAUGCUCUUUAUGGCGUCGUCGAUGGCAGCAAGCAGGUCAUCGGAAGGCUUGGGGAAGUCGGGAGGCAGGCCGCAAUUCUUUCCAAAUGCCAAAAGACUAUGGCCAAGAGAGGCGACUUGCUUCAUGGGCAUUGA